CUAAAAAUUAGAUCGUUUUUCUCUCUUGUUUUCUCGCUGCUCUCUUUCUAACUCAUUCCUUACCUCCCUCUGUCUCUCUCUACAUUUCUUUCACGCUUCACUCUCUCUAUGUUCUCUCGCUACCUUAUUUUUCCUCUCUCUCUCUGAUUUUCGCUUCACGCUCUGUACUCUCUCUCUCUUUCUCUCUCUCUCACACUAAAUAUAUAGGAGCAGAGCACAUGAUUUUGCGUCAAUAAUGCCAUUUCGCUUUCUGUAAAGGCUUGUGAUCGCAGUGAAGAGAGAGAGAGACCGAUAGAGAAAUCUGGAACAUGCUAAGGUCAACCAUAUUUGAGAUUUAAGUGGUGACUUUUUGUGGCAUGAAUUUGGUCACAUCAUAUUUUUCCAAAUUUGCAAGCAGUUGAGAACACUAGCUUAACAAGUUAUUUCUGGGAACUGACAAUUUUACAAGCGACAAAGGCUUAUUUCUUGGAAGGCUAUGGUAACUCCUUUACAUUAUGUAUUUGUUUAAUUUGUGUUUCCAAGUCAGCAUUUUACUUUCUUCUGCUGCUCUUAAAUGCUUCGAUGCAUUUGUUCAGGCUACCAAUGAAAAUCUUCCACCCACUGUUAUAAGAGAACUUGCAAAGGAGUUGAAGAAUCUUGAUGAGACUCCACCCGAGGGAAUUAAAGUUGGCAUAAAUGAUGAUAACUUUUCUACUAUAUAUGCAGACAUAGAGGGUCCAGCUGGUACCCCCUAUGAAAAUGGUGUUUUCCGGAUGAAGUUGGUGUUAUCUCAUGACUUUCCACACUCACCUCCUAAGGGUUACUUUUUGACUAAAAUCUUUCAUCCAAAUGUUGCCACCAAUGGUGAGAUUUGUGUGAACACCUUGAAGAAGGAUUGGAACCCCAGUCUUGGAUUGCGCCAUGUGCUUCUUGUUGUCAGAUGUCUACUGAUAGAACCCUUCCCAGAAUCAGCUUUGAAUGAACAAGCUGGUAAGAUGUUGCUUGAAGAUUAUGAGGAAUAUGCUCGGCAUGCCAGGCUCUACACCGGCAUCCAUGCCCUCAAGCCCAAGGCCAAGCCCAAGACUGCCAUCUCAGAGUCCACCACCGCCCUAAAUGUGGACCAGACCAACACAGUAGUGGGCCCUGCUGCAGCAGCAGCAGCAGCCCCUCUUCCACCUCUCUCCUCUUGCAUGGGCAACAACAACAACAACAAGAGUAGUGGCCAAGAGAAUGCAAGCUCAACCACUGCUGACGCAAUCCCACCUCUAAACACACUGCAAAAGAAGGAAGGUAGUAGUGUUGUGAUAGGUGUGGGUAACAAAGUUCAGGUUGAUAAGAAGAAGAUGGAUGCUAGAAAGAAGAGCUUGAAAAGAUUAUAAGGGGGGGGAGAGAGAGAGUAGGAAAGCAAAGAGUUGAUGGCGGUUUUCCACUUAGGACACUUCCAUCCAUCACUGUAGAAGAAGUGAUUUUUGUGCUUAAGAGUAUAAUCAAAUCCGUUUUGAGAGAAGGAAGAAAAUUUGGAGGGGUUUGAAUCGAAAGAUUGGGCGGAGACGGUUAUAUAAUAAAAAAGGAGGAACUUGAUUUUCCCUUGUUCGUGUGAAAUGGUGACUCUUUUAGCUUCUUUUUAUUAAAUUUGUUUUUCCUUCCAUUUUUUUGGGGUUACUUGAAACUAUAGCCCUGUUUGGAGAGAGCGCUGUCUUAACAUGGACAAUUCAAAAUAUCAAUCAUAUGGGAUUAUGUGUACAAAAGA
Molecule: messenger RNA, 1729 nt
Organism: Amborella trichopoda
Lineage: Eukaryota; Viridiplantae; Streptophyta; Magnoliopsida; Amborellales; Amborellaceae
Source: RefSeq, a predicted model, not a curated record